Molecule: messenger RNA, 7807 nt
Organism: Phymastichus coffea
Lineage: Eukaryota; Metazoa; Arthropoda; Insecta; Hymenoptera; Eulophidae
Gene: Remo
Product: adhesion G protein-coupled receptor A3
Exons: 17
Coding region: 391-5229 (1612 amino acids)
Biological process (GO): cell surface receptor signaling pathway; G protein-coupled receptor signaling pathway
Cellular component (GO): plasma membrane
Molecular function (GO): protein binding; G protein-coupled receptor activity
Source: RefSeq, a predicted model, not a curated record
GGGGGUUAACAGCAGCAGAACAGAGGUCGCGGAUCAGCAAGGCUGCACUGUACUUAAAAUUUCCAGGGUUGCGAUGCUUUAAUAGCGUGCAUCCUCGAAGUGCAACCAAGUGUAAAUAAUGCAGCCGUGCGAUUAGCUAUAAGAAACGUCUCAGCGUACAUUUUAUUUUUUCACGAGGGUCAUUAUAUUCUCAUAUAGAUAAUCGGGGUGUCACCUCCACCAUCACCGCGUCCUAUCCUAUAUACGAAGUAGCUGUGGAAGGUGCUGUUACUGUUCAAUGAUGUAAGAGACGAAUUUGGGGGAGAAUCACAUUCUUCCUCUCUGCUUCUGCAGCAAAUCGUCUUCCACAAUUUGUAACUUGUCUGUGCAGUCAUUGAUACUCAAAUCAAGAUGUUCAAAAUAAUUUUAAUUUUGACUUUGGUACAAAAAAUUGUAUCCUCUACAUGUCCAACUGUGAACCGAUGCAACUGCAGGCAUAUCAAACCACAAGCAGAGUGGCUACGAGUAGUUUGCAAAGAUAUUGAAGAUAUCACAGAUAUUGACUUCAAUCCAGUCAGUGUUGAAAUGAUUCAUUUAGAUUUAAGUAAAAAUGACAUAUCUAUCAUAAAGAUAGAUACUUUUAAAUAUUUAUCAAACUUAAAACGUUUGAAUUUGUCAGUUAAUAAAAUAACAUUAUUGGAUGAAGGAGCUUUCAAUGGUUUAACUAACUUGGAGCGCUUGGAUUUGAGUAAAAAUUUAAUUUCAACAAUAAACUCUCAUGCUUUCAAAAGACUACCAAAUCUUAAAAAACUCAAUUUAUCAAAUAAUCUGAUUAAAGCGUUAGAGGUGACGGUAUUUCAUGGUUUAUUGGCUUUAGAAUAUUUAAAAUUAAAUGGAAACAGGAUUGAAACUUUGAAAGAAGGUACUUUUCACAGUCUGCAAGCUUUGAAACAAUUAGAUGUUUCUGACAAUCCAUGGAAUUGUAAUUGCAAUCUAUUUUGGUUUAGCUAUUGGAUACAAAGUAAUUCAAUUAAAUUAGUACCACCUCCAGAAUGUGAUUCACCUCAAAGCUUGAAAGCCAAACCAGUGAAAAAAUUACGAAUUUUUAAAGAAUUUGAGUGCAAGUGGUCAACGCCAUCCAUUGAAAUAGUACCAGAUCAGAAUCAAGUUGUUUUUGCUGGUGAUACUAUGACUCUCAAAUGCCGCGCACCUAGUAUAACAAGUGAUAAAUCCGCUAAAUUGAGUUGGUUAUGGAACUCGAAUAUUACAUCUGAUAUUAUUGAUUUGGGUUUAUAUAAUAAUCCACAAAUUUUCUCUAAUGUUAAGAUAGAGAAUAGGAAUCUCGACGAUAGUGGUAUUGUUGCGAGUUCACUGAGUAUUGACCCAGUCAAUGAGGAACACAGUGGGCAAUGGAAGUGCUUUCUAGUCUCGGCCUAUGGAAAUAUAUCACAAGCCAUAAAUGUUAUUGUAAUAUCUAACCGCACCAAGUAUUGUCCAUUAGCAGUAACAAGAGGAAAUAAAGGAAUGUAUGCAUGGCCACGAACUGUGGUUGGAUGGAAAGUAGAACUGCCUUGUGAAGGUAGUAGUUUAGCUGCAGGUUCUGUUCAACUCAUAUCUCGAGCUUCCUAUGAAUGUAACAGUACUGGCAAAUGGGAAAAUCUAGAUACAGAACAAUGUCCAUAUAUAUCAGCAACAACAAAAAUACUUGAACAAUUUUCUACUGUUAAUAUAUCACUAACGAAAUUAUCACUACCAAAAGGCUCUUUAUUGGAAACUAUAAAAAAACUCAAGAACAUAACAGGAGAAGGAGCUUCAUUGACUGAUCCAGUGGAAGUUAAUUUUGUCACGCAGAUACUUGAAAAUUACGCGAGUUACCUUGUUGAAGAAGCAGAAUUAGGUACUACGCUAAUUGACGUUGUGAACGUACUACUGAAUCUUCCAAAAUCGAUGCUCAAAGCUGCAGAGAUUAAUUAUAAAGCAUGUACAAGACUGAUCAAGACAAUAGAACUUAUUGUUGAAGUUACGCCAUCCAGCCAACUUAUACAACUACACAAAACAAAUAUGGCAUUGGAAGAACACAGAGUGAAGGCUGAGAGUUUUACUGGUCUAACGUGUACAUGGUACAGUACGACAGAGAAUUUAUACGUAAAAUUACUUCAUUGCUCCAUGAGUAAUAGAACGACGAUAAUCAAUCCAAGCAAUGGAGAAACGAUGAUAGAGGCUUCGAUACAAUUACCUGCUUCUCUUUUGAAAAAUGUCAAAGAUAGCGAUAUUUCACAUCAACUUAUGGUUUCGAUGUAUGCGGAUAAUAAACUCUUUCCUAAGAUUAAUAGAUUAAGCGAUGAAGACAAUACCGAUAUUACGACGAGUAUUGCUGGUAGUAAAUUGAUUGGAACAACUCUCAAAAACUUGACUGACCCUGUAUAUGUAAUGUUGAAAGUACCUCUGAUUCCUUUUGCUAAUAGUAAACCCAUACCAGUAGUAUGGGAUUCGUCCUUAAAUAAUGAGACCGGUGGUUGGAGCAAUGAAGGAUGCCACUUAUCUAACUUUAUAAAUAACUUAAUUAUUUUUCAUUGUGAUAGAUUGGGUUACUAUGGUUUAUUGCAAGACAAAUCUUUUAUUGCUGAAGAUGGAAAAGUAUUUGCAGGUGCCAAAUUUAAAUAUUCAAACCCUGCAAUAUACGUAGGAAGUUUUAUACUGUUGGUGUGUUUAAUUUGCACCGCAGUGACAUACGUAUGCUGUUAUGCAUCGAUAGCGAUGCCGAAAAAAGCAAAACAUUGCGUUAUCAACACAUGGGUCGCAAUAGCACUACUUUGUUUUCUUUAUACUUCUGGUAUACAACAAACUGAAAAUAUUGAAAUUUGUCAAGGAGUUGGUAUUAGUUUGCACUAUCUAUCGCUAUGCUGUUUAUUCUGGAUGACUGUUUCAGCUAACAACAUGUAUAAACGGCUAUCAAAGUCAACGGUGGAUCCAAUAACCGACGAUGACGAAUUGCGCGAGCAACCGAUCCGAAAGCCACUACUAGGUUUAUAUCUAGUAGGUUGGGGUAUUGCACUGAUUAUCUGCGGGAUAUCAGGCGCAGUGAACAUGCGUGAAUAUGCCGGCUACUCGCAUUGUUUUCUUACCACAACUGGUCCGCUUGCUGCGGUUUUCGUACCCGCAGCCAUUCUUCUCGUCUAUCUCAUCGUCUUACAUAUGCUCAUACGAUGCACUAUACGCAACGUCGAUCUCAACGGCCAACUGAGCGAAGGUACACAAGCUACGGAAAAUGUGGAUCUUGAAUUGUUAGAGCCUAAUCCUAAUCCUGGAUUGGACAGGGUUAGCCUUCAUAGCUCGCAGACUGUUUCUUCCGAGGUUGAAGAUCAGGAACAUUCACAGAUGACUCAACUUAAAGGACUCAUAAUAGUGAUGAUCCUGUACUUGAUAGCCUGGUUAUGCGCAGCCAUGACGACUGCGAAUUUGCUCAACAUGUACAUUCCAUACAAAGAGACUAUUUUCGCUGUACUCUACGCUUUAUCAUCAAGUUCACUAGGAAUGUUCAUUCUGCUGUUCUACGGCAUUGCCAGGAGUGACGUGCGGGGACAAUGGUUGAAAAUGAGAUGUUGGCUUAAACAGAAAAAGAACAGAUGUUGCCGAACGAGAAAUGUAUCUGAUGCUAAUCCUGCUAUUCCAACGCAACCUUUAGUGCCGUUGACAACUCCUCCAAUAUCCAAUUCUCAAGCAACGCAAAUUAUUUCGGACACCAACUCUCUCGGUUCCUCUCGUCACACUCACAAGUCUCAGAGCAGCUGCAACACAUCCAAACUCACGGCAAAUGAUUCCAGUCGUUGCCACGUGAAGCCGAAUCUCUUUGUUAAUGCCAAUUUAAUAAUGCUUCAUCGUCAGCAGUAUCGCUCGAAUAAUUCAGUUACCACGUUUAAUACAGAGUCGGCACCCGCCUCUGUGGAGAUGUUCUACAAUCCUCAUCAGAGUGGCGUAGCCCGCAAAUUCUUCAAGAAACAACGACGUAAUAUGAUGAAAAACAGUAAUCUUGGUCCUCGCAAGCACGCCGAUCAUGGCGGUGCGACCAGUGAUAACGGUAGCUGCGUCAGUGUUCCCAGGAGAGCAGUACCUAAGUUAGAAAACGAUAUUGAAAGGAAUAUCUUGAGCACCAGUGCCAAGGUUAAUAAUACUAAUAUCCACGUGGAAAUGAAUCCCAUCAAUGAUGCCAAAAACGUUAACAUACUUUCGGAUAGUGGCGGAAGUGUAGCCGAGGAUCGGAAUAUCGCUUUGAGAUACGUUAUCGGGCAAGAGCAUUUGGGAAAGAAUACAAGAAAGGUUAAUAAUGAGCCUACAAGACCUCCAAGUGCUGGCACAAAUCGACGCAAAUAUCCACCGGCGACGACAAAUCACGCGACAUGUACGAGCCCUUACGAAUCAGACACAACCGAGUCAAAAGUCGAAGAGAUGAAACAAAUGCGGAACGUUUCUCAACAGUGUAGCUUGGAAUGUAGUUCUGGAAUGGAAUCUAUGACUCAAAUAGCUAGCGAAAGAAGCGAACAUAAUCUCUCAGAUAUAAGUGAAGUGGCGAUAUCUAUAAGGUCAACGACAGGUGCAUUAACUAUCAGAAGAUCAAGUGUUGAAGAAACAGCAUCGAUUGAUAGAAAUCAGAGGUCAUAUAACAUGUGUAAUCAUCAUUCCGGAAGUUUGAAUUCUUUACCUAUGGUAGAUAGAUCUAUGAUUUCGUUCCGCAAUAAAAGUAGCUACCGAAAUUCUCUGAAUGAUGCUACAAGCUUAGAAUUUUCGCGAGCAGCUGAGGAUUUUGACAAGAUUUUGCUUGAUCAAAUUACCGAUACCGUUAACUCCGGAACAAGUACUAGUAUUAACAAGCGACAACAAGAGCUGUUGUCUUUCCCAACAGCUGCAGUGGCACCUGCAAGUUCUGAGAUUAAAAUAACUUCGGAAGAGGAUGAAGAUGGUGAAGAAAACAUAGUUAAAGCUGUUAUACCUUUAGUGGAGCAAGUGGAGGUUUUAGCAGGUGAAGCACUACCGCUUUAUGAUUUUGGUCAGAGGGACGAAAGGGAUGCUCAUCAUCAUCACCUCCAUCAUCACCAUCAUCAUCUCUAUCAUCAUAAACAGCAUUAUUUACACGGUAAGGAAAGCAGUCGCGAGGUGAGAGACGUUGAUCAUGAAACCGAUAGUCGAAGCGAUGAGGAAGAUGAGUCGAUGCAGCCUGAAAUGAUGAAUGUUAAAAAAGAGACUAGUGUCUGAGCUAAUGUUAUUUAGUUAAUUAAGCGCACAUUAAUUUUCGAUAAGGUGAAAGGAUUAUUUAUUUAAUAUUGGCUAGUAGUUUUACUACAUAUGUGAGGCAUUUAUUUUAAUUUAUUUUAAUAUUUAAAUAUUUUGGUACCAGUGACAUAAUUUAUUAGUGGGAAGAAUUUCGUAGAUUAUCAUGAAUUAUUAUUUUUUAACUUAUUUUACUCUCUACUUUUCCUGAAAAUAUAUAUUUCUGCCGUUGGAAUAUUGUUCCAAUAUUCACCAUUACUGAUAUAUAUUUUUCGUUACUUCGAGAGAAUAUUUACUAAAUGAAGAGUACAGGGAAUUUUCCAAAAGAAAAUAUCUAUAAACUCUAAUAAACAGAAGAUAAAAAAAUAAAAAUCUAGAUUUUUAAGUAUUCGUAUACCUGGCGAUAAAUAAAAAUCUAGGUUAUAAGGUAUGCAUAAACAUGGAAAUUGGAAAUAUACUUUACAAUGGUAGUUAUAUGUACAAACAUUGAACAUAAAUUUUUAGAUAUGAUAGUGAGCUAUGUAAAAUAUUUUACAUUCCAGUUUUUUUUUCAACAUAGUAACUCAUUUUUUAUUCAACCUAAAAGCAAAUACUCAAAGCCAUAAUUAUUUUCGUUGAUACAUAAAAUAGACAGUUUUACUACAAUUUAUUUUAAUUUUUCAUUUGCAUAUGAUAUUAAUUCACGGAUUACAAGUAUUUUAGAUAGUCAAUUGUUAUAAUAAUUGUUUAUUUUUCAAAAUUACAGUACAAUGUAUGCAUCCAUAAUCUACAUAUGCUUGAAGUGAAAAAUUAAGAAUAUCAUGUAAUCUUUCAUAUAAAUGUAUUGCUUGCAAAGUUAUACAACUAAUAAAUAAUCGUAAUAAGCAAGCUCUUACAAGUAAAACUAAAAUAGUUGUAAAAUAUUUAUGAUACAGAUGUUAUAAAUAUUGAACUACUUUUUGCAGUUUUUAGUUUUUCCUAGGUCUUUAUGUGAUAUAUCUAAAAAUAUACAUAAUCUGUAAUAGUAUUUCAUAAAAAGUAAAAAUUCAUGUUAUCGAGGCCAUUUUUAUAUAACACUGAUAGAAUUGACUGAUGGUUUGGAUAAAUUACUUAUAACGCACAUAUUUUGACAAUUGACAUGAUAUAAAAUUUAUCUAUUCAUUUAGCAUAGUACGCUUGACUGAUAUUAUUUACACAUACUGUUGAAGUACACUGUUGGGUUCUUCCGAAAUAGUGCCAAAAUGCCACAAUUUUAACUGAAAUAAUUCUAUGCAGAUUUUGCUACUAUUUAUUUACGUAUUUUGACAUUUUUUCACGUAUAUAUAUAUUUUGUAUUUUAACGUAUUAAUGUCUAUUAAUUCUAUUAUGUCUAUUAAUAGAAUAAGUGCCAAAAUUCAAAAUUAAUAUGAUUUAAAUUGAGGACUUGCAGAAAAUAUUUUAUGUAAAUAAAUAUUGAAAUUAGAAUGCGUUGAUCAGUGCUGUUGGUCGCAUAUAAAUGUUCAUAUAUAUGUAUAUUAAAUUAGGUAACUAUAAACAAAGUUGCGAUUGGUAAAAUUUUUAAAAAACACGCAUAUUUAUUCAUCACCGUGUAAGAAAUUGUUAACCGCAAAGUUAUAAUCAUUCUAUAGAAUAAACUCAAUUUGUUGACGAAAACGCAAUCAAAUUAGGCAGUUUUAUAUUGAAAGGUCGAACCAUAUUAUCCUUCAUGGCUAACAAAUUGACCAAUUCUCAUUCUAAAAGUAACUGUUAGCUUUUAUCCUACAUAUCCGAGCUCGGAACUAAGCUGAUGAAAACGUAAUGGAGUAUUCUAAGACUACUAAACGAAUAGCCCGCGAAUAGUGAAAGAAGGUCGUGUACUUGCCCAAUGAACUUAUUAUGCACUUGCGAGGAAUGAUAGGUUCACGUGAUACUACUUGACGAUUGAACAACUACUCUUUUAUAAUAGGCACGAAGCGAUAUAUGGCGCACCAAAAGAAAAAUGACGUUAUUCGUCGUUUUUUAAAAAACUUUGUACCUGUUUGUAUAUUAUCUUAUACAACAUAUUUGAAACUUUUUAAUAAUUUUGUAAGAAACGCACAUUUUUUCUGACUGCAAUCUUGCAAAUUAGAUAGCUUUAUUGCAAGCAUUUUUGAAUGAUAUUAAAUAAUUUUGUAAUAACAAUCGAUUAUUAGAUCGUGUUUUAAAAAUUUUAUAAUGCGCAUAACACAUUACGAUUGAACCGCCUUAAAUUGUUAUGUAUUUGUAAAUAUACAUAAUUAGUACUAUGUAGUUAUGAAUGUUAGCCAAGUAUGAAAAUGUACAGUAUGUUUGUAUACAUUUAAAUAUGUUUAAUUUUAUAUAAUUCAAUAUAUACUUAGCUGUAUGCAUAUGGUAAUAGGGCAUUUUUUUUAUUUUUUUUCUCUUUUUAUUGUUUGUAUUAUAGUGAAUUUGCUAUGGCAGUUAUUUCUUUGAUAGGUGUCUGAGACUGAUUACAUAUUUCAUGGUAAAAUUGCAUUAGUGUCUGUCAAUUUUUCUAUAUAAUUUUGCGUUUCUAAACGCAACCAUUCCUACUGUAAAUAUUCAAUAAUCGUCAAAUAAACUAAAU